Molecule: messenger RNA, 2548 nt
Organism: Amoebophrya sp. A25
Lineage: Eukaryota; Dinophyceae; Syndiniales; Amoebophryaceae
Source: the annotation of a GenBank genome assembly
UGGACAUCGCAUUAGUAGUCAGCAGAUGCGUCGCUCUAGAGGAGGUGUCUCGCGUUUGCUUCCGUGACUGUUGGGUGCAGCGACUGAGAUUACUGGGUCUAGUAGCGCACGUGCAGAAAACACUGAAGCUUUUUCCAGCACAGCACGGUGGAGGCUCGUCUUCAUCUUCGUCAGGUGUUCAGCAAUUGAGCCCUCUGCCGAACCUGAACCCUCUAGGCUGCAAAGAAGGCGCAAACGUGGUAAAACGGCUGCUGCGACAUGCAGAUAAGUUUGAGCAUUUGAACAUUUUCCAGUACGACGUAGAGGAAGACGAUAGAAUGGCGCAAGGACCGUUGCAGAGAAUAUCCUAUUCGAAACCGGCAAUUGAGAGUAUAUCAAGUGAACUGCUGGAAGGAGAUUGGCGGCCAGUGGUUUUGGCUGGAGCUUGAUGUGCUUUUGGUUGGAGUUUGAUUUUAUUCGAUUGUGGGAAUCAAUUCAUCUGACGUCGUGUAGAUGUGUUUCAUGUUGAUGGAGAUGAUGUCGCUGCUGAAGUAGUGAUUUCUUUAGUUUCGUCUCGCGCGACACCAAGAUGAAGUAGCUGUAGAAGAAUUUUUGAUACGCAACGCCGCUCAAAAAUCGUAGCCGUGUGUUGUACUUGUAGAGUUGUAGACUGCUCACUUUCGGGUUUCAUUGCUCAUCGGACGAGGUGCUACUUGGGAUUGCUCGUCCUAGUGUUCGAUUGAAGAUCGAAGGUGGGUUUUCGUCGUUUUCGAUCUUGCUCUACUCGUUCCUGAGACCUCUGAUCCUGAUGAAAACGAUCUUUCAGAAUACAAGCAGUAAAACCUUUGGCUUAGGAUAGUAUUAGUGGUAGAAGUCGCCAGGGAAGUCUGAGGUAGUUUGCCGACUAGAUUCACACCAUCAGCAUUCGUAGCACUUACUAGAGAAUGAAUCUAAAUGUGAGGAAGCCUAAAAACGAUGACGGCCGUACACCGAUCUCUCUUUGAUCAGGGCUUUGAGGCUCUGUUCACACUGACUGCUUCCAAGGAGGUGAGCUUGGGGUCGAGAAGACACUUCUCCCAGCCGACGUCUUUUGGCACUACAACAGCUCCACCAGCACAACUGCCAGCUCAGGCAGGUGGUCCAGGGGUAGGGUCGCCGAUCACGAAUGGACAAGUCCCUGGACACCAGCAGGAAGAACAACAAGAUGUCCCUGAACAGCAGCACCGGGACCAGGAUCCUGUUGAGAUCCAGCAGAAGCUUGCAUCACUUACACCAUCUGCGCUUAAACAACUCUCAGAUGUCGUGGACAAUUUACUGAAAACAUCAUCAAGAAAUGGUAAAACAGAACAAGAAGAUAGUCCAGAAGAAGUAGUCGUAGUUCACGGUGAUAAUGUGCCACUUGCUGAGAUUGCUAGAAUUCCCGAUAACACUGAUUACGAGACUGGAGUCAUUCGUUCGCACCAAGUGCUGCUGUACGAUUUGUUUCAGAUGCUGGAAAAACAAUCUCGACGGAUUCUCACGGCGUAUAAGGAGGCCUCAGAGGGUCAUGAAAAGGAUUUCUUGCCUCAGAACAAUGCUGAAGUGGAUUUGUCUGCUACGAGCAGUGCCACGAAUGAUGCAGGCGCAGGGGGCCAAGCUACGAAUGAUGCAGAUCAGCAUGGUACUGAAGAUGCUCCUAAAAUUCCGCCCUUUGCAGAACGCAUCUCUCCCUUGCUGCACGCGAUGCGUGAAAGUGUCGAUGAUGCCUUGGAGCAGAGUGAGAGGAACUUAGAUCACAAACUAGUCAAGCGUCAUCUGCGGCACGCUUAUCCGACUUUCCACUUUGACGCUAGUGGGAUUUCGAGGUUAGGAAAACGGUUGCAACGAUGGAUUGACGACAUGGAGCGCAAUAAUGCGAAUGCGAAAGCGUCUUUGAUGCCUGGAGGUGGAGGUAAUGAGGAACAUCAUCAUGGUCAUCCUCAAGUACCCUCAUCAAGUGGAACAGAUACAGAUAGUCAAGGAGUAGAACAACAGGUCAACAAGGAAUGCUUGCAUCAUUGGACGCGUAGUGUGCGACGACUAACGGCUUUACGAGAACAGGCAAUGGCGGCUGAUAACGAUUUGUUGUCGCAGUUGAAGAUAGCCAGAUUACAGAGUGCAACGAGGAAAAAAAUUUCCAUCGAAGACCAACAAUCCGUUGUAGAUUUGGUAAAGGAUAUAACGACCCGUGCCCUACGGCAUCAGCAGACAUUCGAAGCACGACGAUUGCGGACAACCGAUAGAUUCGACAAUUUGUACAGACUCGUGAAAAAACGAUUAACUGACAGUGAUGCAGAUAGAGCAACCUUAGGUAGGCAAAUACGACAAGAAAUAUCAGAUCUAGAGAACGCCGCUCAAAGGGUGGAAGUGAGCGAGCACAUGGUAGUAAGAGACUUGAAAAGGAUACGGGAUGCAGCUGGAUUGGCAGCGAAAUUUUUGUGAUUGUUCUUUUCAAUGAAUAGAGCUUGUUGCAUAGGACGAACAGAGCGUAAAAAUAAAAAUAGCGAAGACCUUGGUCGUAGUCGUUAGGCACGGGCAGCCAACAGCAUUC